AUGUUUUCGAUUGUCGCUGCACCACCUGUGGUCAAACCCAAGCCCAUGCUCGGAAGUUUGCCGCCCGAGAUACUCGUGAAGAUCGUCGGCUUCGCAAUCGGCGACUUGGUCACCAUCCACAUGUCGUUCUCAAGCGGCAGUCAGCGCGCCACUGGCAUUAUGACAUGGUCAUCACAGUGGGCUCCAAGUAUCCUGCUUGUCUCGAAGAAUAUUCGUCGAGCCGCUCAAUCAGUACUGCCCAAAGUAGGCGCCGAGCUUGAGAUCAGACGGCCGCUUUACUGCACGUGGAUGGCUCUCCGUUGGUUUCCGUCCCUCCCAUUGGCUACAAGGCAUUUUGAGAAGCUCGUUGGUAAAGAGCCCGACAGAGUUUAUGAGCUCGAGUAG
Cyphellophora attinorum is the source of this 384-nucleotide messenger RNA. RefSeq lists its product as uncharacterized. NCBI's taxonomy places the organism in Eukaryota, Fungi, Ascomycota, Eurotiomycetes, Chaetothyriales, Cyphellophoraceae. The record is from RefSeq and is a predicted model, not a curated record. The transcript is spliced from 2 exons. Bases 1 to 384 code for a protein of 127 amino acids.